AUGUUUCUGAAGAGCUUGUACCAGUUAGAGAGAUGGAACGUGGAAUGUGCCUGUGACGCCCUGUUUGUUUGCGUUCACGCUACUAUGCUUAACAACGCAUUCGUACUGAGAUCUGAUACCUCAAUCGGUCUAGAAACCUCAAUUGGUCUAGAGACAUCAAUUGGUCUAGAGACCUCAAUUGGUCUAGAGACAUCAAUUGGUCUAGAGACCUCAACUGCUCUGGAGAGCGGGAGUGAGGAUUUUGACUUGUACAAACUUCCGCAGCGAUGGAGUGGCAAUAAGAAAUUGUACUCACUGAAGUACAGGAGUCUGCAGAAUGAACAUAAUGUCGACAUCAAGCUGGUAUCCGUGUCACCAAACGCAGCCGUUAUUUAUAUGACGUCACCUGACGACCCACUUUUAUAUGAGGUCAUUAAGCUCGACCCCAAGAAGCACAUCUGCACCAAGAUCAGAUCAUUCAACAAGACUUUUUAUGACCCUGAAAAAACACUGAAUGACCUUCAGCGGUCAUUGUUUAAAAACAGCCAACCCGCCAUAGAAGUGCAAACAAAUGAGAAACCAAAGAAAAAAAAAUCAAAGUCGAAACCGAAAGCACGCUCGGCUGUGAGAACAUGGGAAAUUUUGAAAAAAUUUUCUUUCGACGCAAGACCUUCUUCACAGCACAGCUCACCAAAACCACCAAGAACAUCCCCAUUUAAACUGCCAUUACCAAAUCCCCCACCUCAGGUCUAUAAGCCGCCAAGACCAAAACGACCCUCAGUUCAUCGAAUCAACCCUAAACCAAAUUUAAAACCGCAUCGAAAGGAAAAGCAAGUACAGACUCCUACCUCCGCGGAACAGUACAAACCAAACCAGCAACACAAGCAACAACAGACCGACGACAGAAACAACAACACCCAACACAAUCUCAAUGUCUACCCAUUAAAAACAACAGCAUCAACGUCAGCAAAAACCUCAACAUGGACAAUGACGAAACAAUGCUGUGAUAGGCAGCUACAAACCGAUCCUAUUGAAAUUACAAAUUCCAACAGAAGAGCAAGUUUGGGAGCAAAUAUGAAAAACAAUGUUCAUCAUUCCCAACAACUUUCAUCAUCCUUCUCUGAACAAUCCAUUAAAAAAUGCAACAGCUCCACGAACAAUUCCUACUGUUCAGUACGGAAUGCAAGGUCUCCCCCUGUCCCGGUCGUCAUGAACCCACAAACAAAAAUGUUCUUCGACAGUCGACGCAGCGUAAGCCCCAACGUAAGCAUGGAGAUAUUAAAGCAGAAACAUGCAGCUGUCAAGAACUCACUGAUGAUGGAUGCAGAUCUGACGGACAUCCUGCGGAAAGAAAAGGCAGUCCAUUUUAAUGAAAUAGAAGGAGGUAAUUUUUUACUGAAUGGAAACAUAACGAACGAACUGCCAAAGAAUUUCUUAAACUUUCCUAAUCCCAUUCUCGCGAAAUUUUUAGACGAGUACACCAAGUCGAGGAGAUUGGACGACGACUUUUCAUUAGGUGUGCACAAUGCUUUCAACAGCAGGUACACAAACAAUUAUAAACUCACAUCCGAAUUCGACCACGUCAUAAGUCAAUGCAGAAACUUCCGCAGAUGUCUGGACCAGAAUGUGUUGGGCAAUUCUGACCAACCAUUCUGUCCAUGUUCAUCUAGAUUUGAAAAUUUCCACCAUCGCAACGCGAGGUCACCGGGCUUCUGCAGAAACAAUCAAGGCUUUUACGCUCCAAGUCUCAACAAUUUUCAAAGACAUAACAGUAAAUUUUUAGACGAUUUAGGACCGCUAUCUGCAAGAAAUGAUUAUUUAUAUUCAAAUCGUUGUUGUGGUUUCAGUGACAACUGUAUAAACAGCUCCCCGAGGCAAAAUAAAAUGUGUGAACUGUCUAACUUUAUGAAAUGCAGACCGCGACAUCUCCUUCGCAUUAAUCCGGACCGUUUCAGUUUCCACAACAUUCCCAUGAAUGACUAUUGUAGUAAGGGUAGAUAUUUUUUCAACAACGCUAACAACAACAAAACAAAUAUUAAUUGUAAAAAUAAUAAUAACAACCAAGAAGAAAGCAAUUACAACUAUAAUAACAAUAAUGGUGCUCUACAAAUUAAAAAAUUUUUGGUGCGUCAUGUAAAAAAGCUGUUCUCUAAAUUUGAAAAGAACUUUUGUGUAAAGAUAAAGGCGAUGAAAAACAUUGGCAGGGUGGAUAAAAUUUGUGGAAGUGAUCAUGCUUUUGUAAAUGUUACACCAAAAGUAGAUGUUCCGCCAAAAAAAUAUUUGAAAAAAUCUAAGAGAAGAGAGUUGAAAAAACGCAAAAAAGUACAUCAUUUACAAUUACCACGUAAUAAAUAUUGGUCGUCGGACUCUUUGGAAUGUUUUACAAAUCAGCCGGUAACUGCCAGCAAUACAUCUGUUAAAAAAAGCUUAUUCCCAAAAAGGAAUAAGUCGGUAAGCUUUCAAACUUCCAAACUUCAAACGCCGUCCAAACUCUCAAAGACGGAUGUUCGUGUGAUUAACACGUUAGAGCAGGCCGACGUUUUGGAACAUCUUCCAGUUACGGACUGUAAAAAAGUUAUAUUACUUACAGACAGCCAAUUAGUUAUCCCCGGGCGUGAAAUCUGUCCGCCCAAAAUUGAAAAAAAAGAACAGGAAACAUUUCAUUCUCAUGUAGACACUCAAAAAAAUAUUGAGGUUGUUAAAAAAUUUGAAUCAAAAAAAAAUUUGACCAUGAAUUUAGAAAAAAUCAAGUCCAAAAAAUUUGAGGAGAGUAAGUUUAUGAGGAUGGUGUCGAUCGCAAGACGAAGCGAAACAUCAGUCAGUAAAAAAUGUCAAUACAACGGAACGCCCAAACAUUCGCCUCCAAAGUUGGCUAAAAGAAUUUUUCACAAAAAACGUUUGAAUGUCAGUAAACCUAAGAACAAUUUGCAGCAGCAGCAGCAACAACAACAACAAUUAAUACCAGAACAAAAUGCAAACACCAGCAAGUGCCAGGAUUUUAAAAACGACAAGAUACGUUGUAAUGACUCUAUUGGAGAAAGUGUCAACAGUGAAGGCGAUUCCACGAUCUAUAGGCUAAAGUGGUUUGUCUACGAAAAUGACAACCACGCCAACCAGAAAAUAAUUUUGAAUCGUCGUAAGAUGAAGAAGAUUGUUAAAAUGCAGAAAGCACAGAGAAGUGAUUGA
Messenger RNA from Helobdella robusta, 3165 nucleotides. RefSeq lists its product as hypothetical. The record is from RefSeq and is a predicted model, not a curated record. Bases 1 to 3165 code for a protein of 1054 amino acids. The transcript has 8 exons. NCBI's taxonomy places the organism in Eukaryota, Metazoa, Annelida, Clitellata, Rhynchobdellida, Glossiphoniidae.